Molecule: messenger RNA, 900 nt
Organism: Mus pahari (shrew mouse)
Lineage: Eukaryota; Metazoa; Chordata; Mammalia; Rodentia; Muridae
Gene: Nmrk2
Product: nicotinamide riboside kinase 2
Exons: 6
Coding region: 60-731 (223 amino acids)
Cellular component (GO): cytoplasm
Source: RefSeq, a predicted model, not a curated record
GCACAGCGCAGCGCUGUGCAGCCGGGGCCACCUCAGGACCAGUCACCUCCAGUCCCAAGAUGAAACUCAUCAUAGGCAUUGGAGGGGUGACCAACGGUGGGAAGACCACCCUGACCAACAGCCUCCUCAAGGCGCUGCCCAACUGCUGCGUGAUCCAUCAGGAUGACUUCUUCAAGCCCCAGGACCAAAUAGCUGUCGGGGAGGACGGCUUCAAACAGUGGGACGGUAAGCGUAGUGCCCCUGCCCUGGCUGCCCUACUGCGCCCUGUGGGUGUGUCCCGCUCUGAAUCCCCGCUGUCUGUCCCACAAGUGCUCGAGUCCCUGGACAUGGAGGCCAUGCUCAGCACGGUGCAGGCCUGGGUGAAGGAUCCACACAAGUUUGCGCGCGCUCAUGGCGUCAGCCCGCAGCCAGGUGCCUCGGACACCCACGUACUCCUCCUUGAGGGUUUCCUACUGUACAGCUACAAGCCCCUGGUGAACUUGUACAGCCAACGCUACUUCCUGACCGUGCCGUAUGAGGAAUGCAAGCGGAGGAGAAGAAGCCGGACUUACAUGGUCCCUGAUCCUCCUGGCCUGUUUGAUGGUCACGUGUGGCCCAUGUACCAGAAGUAUAGACGGGAGAUGGAGCAGGACGGGGUGGAAGUGGUCUAUUUAGAUGGCAUGAAGUCCCAGGAGGGACUCUUCCGUCAAGUUCUGGAAGAUGUUCAAAACAGACUGCUCAACACAUCCUAGCAAGACACAGGUCCUGGGUGCGACUGCAGACACAGGACAGCGGGGCCUGAGAUGUUCUGACUGGGCGCAGUGGCUCUUUGCCUAUAGGGAAUCUGUACAUAGGAGGGCGUGACCCCACACGUGCUGGACUUUAUAGCACCUCAACAUUAAAGUGGACUCUGUUUUUUAA